Molecule: messenger RNA, 5952 nt
Organism: [Torrubiella] hemipterigena
Lineage: Eukaryota; Fungi; Ascomycota; Sordariomycetes; Hypocreales; Clavicipitaceae
Source: the annotation of a GenBank genome assembly
GGUCUGAAUGGACGUAUUCGUAUUGUUCGGGCCGAAACUCCGGGGGCUUGCGACGUCGAUAAUGGAUAUGGUUUUAUGGCUUGCUUCACGGAUAUUUCGUAUACUUCGCUUUUGAUUCAAUUUUUGUUUUUCCGUUUUGCACAAAAACUAUUUGGCCAGUUACUCGAGUCUUGACAAUUCGAUAAUGACGACAUGCGCUGUGGCGAUCCCAGCGUAGCGAGGCUUGGUUCGCUGUGGCCACUAAAGCGAUGAGCGCAUGAUUCACAGCCGCCACCAUACGAAGAUUCUAAACUUUAAAAAGGCGUUGAACUGUAUAGAAUAAAAUUAUUACAACAUAUCUUAUUUUAAGUAAACUAGUUUUCUCGGCAAUGCCCACGCUGCCACUCUCACCCGAUAUUCCAACUGAUGGGUGUUUGUCAACGGAGAAUCCCCGGGUGGGCCCCGCUACAGCCGCUUCCCGACAGCUAGAACUGUUAAAAGUUGUCUUCGACCAGCUCGCUGCCAACUGCAAUUGACUCUGGUUGGGCGAUACACCACGAAUUAGCUUAACUUUGCACGACGUCUACCGCUUCCUCAGAUACUCGUGGUAGCAGAAAACCCAUACAUAAUGCAGGGCACCAAGUCACCACUCUAAAACUACACGAAGACAGCUCUCAACCCCGCGUCACCCCUCCAUUCACCUCCUCCUCCCAUAUAAACAGCUGCUGGAGAGAACACAAAGAGAGCCACGAUGUCGAAAGCCGCUCUAAAAGCCAUAAACGAAGCUGUUAAACAGCAAAAGUUUGACGAUGUCAUCAAGAAAUCGAGAGAACUCGUCCAAAGUGAUUCGAACAGUUACCAAGGAUAUAUAUUCUUAGCCUUUGCGUUAGACAAAAAGGACAUCGCGGACGAAGCAGAAGUUGCAUACAGAAAAGCCACAGAUUUAAAGCCCCAGGAUGCUCAAGCCUGGCAGGGCCUAGUCAAACUGUUUGAGAAACAGGGCGCUAAAAAGCUCGGCGAGUACCAACACGCAGUCAUAAAUCUCGCCCAAAUAUAUAACGAAGCCGACGAUUUAUACAAGUCUCAGGAUGUUGUCGACAAGUUUGUCGACUUUGCCAAGCUGAAUGGAGAUAAGCUACAAUAUGCCGAUGCACUUUGGAUCCGGCUACCAGAAAGCCCUCUGUAUUCGAUUCUGGAAGGCCGAUUUCCUGCUCCGGCAAAGACAUACGAAAGCAUAGCGCUUAUAAUCGAAGAUUUCGAAAAGAAGAAGAUCAAAGCCUUAAUUGGUGAACGCCGAACCCGUCUUGGAGCUAGAAUUAGCGAAGUUACUUUGGAGGCAAAGCGCGAAGUCUACGGUCAAAGCAAGCUGGAACACCUUUUCGGGCAGAUUAUUAACUGGACUAGUGAUGACGAGCUUCGUCGCAGUUACGAAGAAAAGCUUCUUCAAUAUUGCUACGACCGUCUCCUAACGUACGCUGCAGGCUCGACAAAGGAUCAAGAACGCCGAAAGGUCUAUGGCCUAGCCAACGAUAUGGUUGUUAUCAAUCAUCCGUUCAAGUUAGCCUGGGAUAUUGCCAUCAACUGGCAGGACAACAAGGAAAUUAAAGAAUGGGAUGUUGAGCGCCUCCGCGCCUAUUGUGGUUUCUUCCCAGAGAGCGACACCUACAAGAUUAUCACCGCGUUUCUCACGAGCCCCCAGUCGCCUUUUCCAGAACCUAAGAGCGCACCUCCUCCAGUCGCAGAUGACGACUCUGACAGUGACGAUGAUGACGAUGGUGGCGGCGUUUCGACCUCGAUAGUACCUUUGAGUGAGGAGGACCGGCUUAUCAUGAUGUCAGAGGGCAUCGCCGGGUCAGAAUCCAUGGUUGGAUACAGAUUGGUUGGCCAAUAUUUCCUUAGUAUUGGGGAAUAUGAGAGUGUCGUUGAGCUAAUGCGAAAAGCCAUCGCAUAUAUUCAACGAGAGAAAACAAGAACCGGCCAAGCAGUCGAAAAUACUGCGGAUGCUUAUUCGCUGUGUCUUGGCACAGCAUUGGUUUACUUCCAGUCACCCAGACACCACGCCGAGGCAAAGACUCUCUUUGAAAAGGUUCUCGAACGCGAUGCCACCUAUACUUCCGCCUUGAUCGGUGUAGGCUUGAUUUUCGAGGAGGAGGAAGACUUUGACCAGGCAGUUGAGUUCUUUGACCGUGCCUUGAAGCGUGAUCCUGGAAACCUACGCGUCAAAUCAGAGGCUGCUUGGGUGAAGGCACAGCGCGGAGAGUGGGACAUUGCCAAGGAUGAACUAGGCGCUUGUAUAAAUGAGCUCGAGAAGCAAAAGAACCCCGACAGAGAACUUCUGGCCGACUCCCAAUACCGAUUUGGAUCAUGUAUCUGGAAUCUAGAUACCAGCAAACAAGCAAGGAAGCAAAGGAAAGGAGAGUGUUCGUAUGCGUAUUGGUUGGCGGCCCUCAACAACAACUUGAACCAUGCACCAACAUACACAAGCCUUGGAGUUUUCUAUAACGAUUACGCAAAGGACAAGAAGCGUGCCAGGCGGUGCUUUCAAAAGGCAUUGGAACUGUCGUCAUCCGAAGUGGUUGCCGCUGAGCGUCUAGCGAGGUCCUUCGCCGAAGACGGUGACUGGGAUAGGGUUGAACUUGUUGCACAACGUAUCGUUGAUUCUGGCAAAGUCAAACCACCUCCUGGUUCAAAGCGCAAAGGUAUCAGCUGGCCGUUCGCCGCGCUUGGUGUCGCUGAGUUGAAUAAGCUUGAUUACCAUAAAUCGAUUGUAUCGUUUCAGUCAGCGUUGCGCAUAUCCCCAGAAGACUAUCAUUCAUGGGUUGGACUAGGAGAAAGCUACCACAAUUCAGGACGAUACAUUGCUGCCACCAAAGCAAUUCAAAAUGCUCAGAAAUUGGAAACGGACAACGCCGAUGCUACUUCUGACACGUGGUUCACGAAAUACAUACUAGGUAACGUUAAGCGCGAGCUUGGCGAAUUCGACGCAGCUAUCGAGCUCUACCGAUCUGUCAUUGCAACCCACCCUGAAGAAGAUGGUGUUACCAUUGCGCUGAUGCAGACUAUGGUUGAUAAUGCACUGGUUUGUGCAGAGGAGGGCCAGUUUGGCAAGGCUGCCCAGCUCGCCAGCGAGACAAUUGAGUUUGGAAGGUCCACGAGCGAGGCUGUUCGUGUAGCUUUCAACUUUUGGAAAAGCAUAGCCGACGCUGCCUCUGUCUUCUCGGCAGUCCAGAGUCAUGGAUCCGACUUGCCCGUCGAAGCACUACGGCAUUUACUCAGCGAUGGUCCCGAUGCAUUGGCGACAUUAGCCGAAGUUGACAAAGUAACCACUGAUGUAGUUUUUGCCAAGGGUAUCUACGCUGGUGAUGAGCAGCCAGGCAUUGCGCUGACAUGCAGCCUGCAUGCAACCAUCCUCUGCCACAAGAAAGCGAUUCACGUCUCUUCAAAUGACCAGCAUGCGCAAGCCGUUGCCUUUUACAACCUUGGAUGGGCCGAGUACAGAGCUCAUUCAUGCUUACCGGUCACCCUGCGCAAGAAGUCAAGCAACUACUCCAAAGCUGCUGUCCGUGCCUUUAAGCGUUCCAUUGAGUUGGAGACUGGCAAUUCUGACUUUUGGAAUGCCCUGGGUGUUGUUACCAGCGAGAUUAACCCGGAGGUAGCCCAGCAUGCCUUUGUUCGUAGCCUACACAUCAAUGAGAGAAACCCAGCAAGCUGGACUAACCUGGGUAUUUUGGCUCUUCUCAACACCGAUCUCAAGCUCGCCAACGAAGUCUUUACUAGGGCUCAGUCCACCGAUCCGGAUUACGCGCAUGCCUGGCUCGGCCAAGGCCUUGUGGCCCUCUUGCACGGCGAUGCAAAGGAAGCCCGAGGACUGUUCACCCACGCCAUGGAGAUUGCAGAGGCCACGUCCAUCUCGUCUCGUCGACACUACCCCUCCUCUCUCUUUGACCAUAUUUUGACCAUGCCUGCGAACAUGACUGUUGCAUCGCUGAUCCAGCCGCUCUUUGCCCUCAACCAAGUACAAUCGAUGCGCCCCGAAGACUUUGCAUCUAGCCACUUGGCCGCUUUAUACCUGGAGCGCACGCGCGACAGCUCUCGGGCCUCAUCUACACUACAGACAAUCUGCAACGAUCUAGAGACGCAGUACGAGCAAACGGAGUCGGCAGAAAGUCUUGCCAAGUUUACAAUGGCCAAGAUCGACCUAGCCCGCGCAUACCUCGCUGCUAAAUCCUACACUGAAGCCAUUGAAUGCGCCGAGACAGCCCUCGGACUAAGCAGCGAUGAACAAGACAGCGAGCUUUCACGCGAUCAACGCCACAAAGCCCGCCUAUCCGCCCACCUGACGAUGGGCUUGGCCCAGUAUUACCUAAAGAGCUAUGACGAAGCCGAGCAGUGUUUCCAGUCUGCCCUCGAAGAAUCCGACAACAACCCGGAUGCCACGUGUCUCUUGGCCCAAGUUCUCUGGGCCCAAGGCACGGAGGACAGCAAAGAAAAAGCACGAACCGCGCUCUUCGAAGUCAUCGAAGCACACCCGUCGCAUGUGCAAAGCGUUCUACUGCUCGGUGUGAUUGCGCUCCUUGACCAGGACGAAGGCAGCAUCGAGGCCGUCACGGAGGAACUGCAGACACUGCGUACUAAAGAUACUGUCACAUCUACAGAACACUCCCGCAUCGGCGAGGUGAUGCGCGCCAUGGCCGGCCUAGGCGAAGGCAAAUCGCCGCAGGACAUGCUCGAGCAGACACAGACGGACAUCAUGCUGCACCCAUAUCUCCCGCACGGCUGGUCCGCUCUAUCGCAGACCAAGAGCGACGCCUACCCUGCCGACAUGGCUCUCACGGUAGCUAAGCGCGGCAUUCCCCCUCGCGGCCAGCUCGAGGCCCAGGACCUAGCCAAGACGUACGCAGGUACCGGCAAGAUUGGCGAUGCCCAGCGCGCGGCCUUCAUGGCACCAUGGGAAAAGGCAGGAUGGUCAUCUCUCGAGACAGCGGCCAAGGUUCUACAGUAAAAGCAACACAAAGCAAGCAUAUUCACUCAUGACUAGACCUUUUUGUACAUAUACAUAGCAAACAAUCAAACCACAUUAUAUAUAAACGCCAUAACUCCUCAUACUUCGUGACACUCCCUCAUCUAUCUCUCAUCUCACUCUUUACCCUUUUCUACAUCCUCUUUCAACUUCUUCAAACGCCCCGUAGUCCACGCAUCAUGCCACUCAUCAACCUUCCCCCCCAAAAACACCACCUUAUCCGGCUCCAACAGUAGACUCCCCCGAGCAAUCACCAUACCCGCCCUCAACAGCAACUUCUCUCCAAUACACGUCUUGCCCACUGCUAUCCGCUGUAUCCUCGUCGUUUCUACCGCAUACGCCCUUUGCCCCUUACAAUCCUGCACCACGAGCCUAUGCGUCGCAUUCCACGCAGCGGGAGCUUGCUGCUGCAUCGACGUGUUGUUGGCGUCGUCCUCGUCGGCCGUCACCCGAAUCACAUGUCUCCCGCGCGUCAUCUCGCCGCGCUCAAUGGCCUCCAGCUCCUCAAUCUGCUCCCACUUGCUCUGUGCGAGAUUCUCCACGUCCAGAAUCUGCACAUGGACGGGCUUGGCGAGCCUGGCUUCGUCGACGCGCGCGUCGCCUGCUGUGGCGGGGAGACAGGGCACAGACGCGUCGAUGAGGGCUGGGAUGCUGGAGGAGAGGUCGCAGGCGAGGAUGCGGCUUUUGGCGGUGGCCACGAGCGAGGUUAGCGGCGGUGGAGGGCUUCUGGUGGCUGUGAUGCUGUUGAGGAAUUCGGCGGAUGGGGUGGGGAGGUUCUGGGACACGAGCGACGUGCGUAGCUGCGACUCUAGCUCCAUGGUUGGAUGUUGAUUUGUAUUUAGUGCUCUCUUUUCUGAUAUUUCAGUUGAUUUUGGUCUGGUUGGAAAGUCGAGUUUUUCGCUAACCACUGCUUGUGGUGCGUGGAGGAGUGUAGUUGAGGUUGAGAUCACCAG